GUCACUUCCAUAUCGACAGCCACAACUGGCAAAAUGAAAAACUUGCAUUGGAAAUACAUUUGCCUGUUGUGCCACCUGUUCGCCGUUGCUGGAUCAUUCGUCAUUCCUUCUGAUGAAUCGGAAGUGGAUUGCACGGUAAAUGGCACCAUGGCCAUGUGUCCCAGCCCCUGUCCGGAGACCUGUGAAUUUCUGAGCGAGCACUGUACGGUCGAGUGCGGGGGACCGUGUGUGUGCAAGGAGGGUUACAUUAUCAAUGGCAAUCUCAAGAGCUGUGUCCUAAAAGCAGAUUGUCCGGCCGAACUAAAGCAAACCAAGAUACGAUUGCACUAUCCCGUGAAUAUCAAAUUUUUUGGAUCAUAUCUAAUCCACAACGAUACUACGGACUAUAAAAGAUGGGAAGUGCGAACACCCUCGCUUUGAUGCCCUCCAAUUUGAAUGAA
Drosophila obscura is the source of this 440-nucleotide messenger RNA. Its product is annotated as accessory gland protein Acp62F-like. The transcript has a single exon. Bases 34 to 420 code for a protein of 128 amino acids. Lineage: Eukaryota; Metazoa; Arthropoda; Insecta; Diptera; Drosophilidae. The record is from RefSeq and is a predicted model, not a curated record.